AUGUUGAAUUAUUCCAUUAGAGAAAAAGAGCUGAAUAACCUAGGAAGCAGAAACCAGUUGCAGGGAAUAAGAAACAAAUCAUUCACUUUUGAUGAUGACAUCCUGGUGCCAGAAGACAAUGAACCUGGCCCAUCAUCUGCUUUUGCUCUCAUAAUCAAUGGUCAUUCUUUAGUGCAUGCUCUCAAUGCCAGAAUGGAAAGACUCUUUCUGGAUGUGGCAACCAGAUCUCAGGCAGUGUAUGAUCCAUUCUUCAUCUCCUGCUUCAACUUGUUCUACACAUCCAUGCCUGUUUUGGCUCUUGCUGUUUUGGAGCAAGAUGUGAAUGAUGUCUAUUCUAUGAGGUACCCAAAGCUGUACACUCCUGGCUUGAAGGGUCUCCUCUUCAACAAAGUGGAAUUUUUCAAGAGUGUCCUCAUGGGGGUCAUAACUUCAGCAGCAUUGUUCUUUGUCACUUGGGGAACUUACCAGGAUGCCUUGAACCCUGAAGGACAAGUGACAUCAGAUUUGAUGCUGUUUGGGUCAGUUUUGGCCACAAACUUAGUCAUGGUAGUGACAUUGCAAAUAGCCUUGGAUACAGCACAUUGGACAAUCAUCAAUUUUCUUACCUUGGCUGCAUCUUUGUUGCUGUACUUCACUCUCACUUUCUCAUACUACUACAUCUUCAGCUCUCAGUAUCUUGGGUCUUUGAAGAAGGCAAUGGAGGCUGCCAAUUUCUGGUUUACUCUGAUCCUCCUAAUGGCAGUUUUGAUUUUGCCAAUUGUAGCCAAAAGAUUCUACAUGCAUGACUUGUACCCAACUUUGUCUGACAGAGUGAGACUCAAGCAGAGGCAGGCCAGCAAGACUUCUCAUCAGCAGCCGCAAAAGGAUUUCCAAAGAGUUAAUUCAGCUUUUGGAAGGUCCAGGAGAUCUUUACGUUCUGGUUACGCAUUUUCCCAUCAGGAGGGCUUUGGACGGUUGAUCACAACCGGAAAAAUGAUGCGCCCAGCUGCAAACGUCAACGGAAUGUACACCAAGUACUACAAUCGUGUUACCAGUGGAAGUGGUGCCAUCAUUGGAGCAGAUGCACCAUUGCCACCAGCAGGGCCCAGUGUCCUAAACCAGAGAUCAGCUCCUCUGGUUACCUUCGUCACACCAAAUUCCGUGUUACCAACAUAUGGAGCGUCAGGACAAACGCUAUCUUAUCUGGAAUUAGCGACACUUUUGAGACUCUGUUGGGCCCAAACAAUAAGUUCAAAAGCGAAAAUGUUUCCGACAUUGCGUCUGUGGUUUUUGAGCAUUUCAGCAGGUGUCUUUGCGGAAAAUGGAAGAUUCAAGGAUAUCAGUGAUGAUCCUUACGUUUUCUCGGUCAAAGAUCUUCCAGAAAACACAAGAUUCUUGCCAACACUGGGGAAUGGACACCUAGCAACAGUUGUCAAUACUGAUGUGAUUUACGUGAACGGCUUGUAUAAUGGUGCACGUGGUGACAGUCACAGAGCCAAAGUGGCUUCAUUGCACAGAGCUCAAGUGGAAUUGGUUGGGGCUGGGGAAUUGAUUGAUAUUACCUUUUCUCUGGACACUAGAAGAGGUGUUUUUGAAGAAGUCAGAGAAUAUUCAGAUUGCAGUUUCACACAGACACAGUUAGCUCAUCAGUUUUACUCUACAAGCUUGGUGAAUGUUCUGAAGGUAACUUCAAAAACAGAUGAAACUUUAGAUUUGGUGCUGAGGCUGGAAACGACACCACAACCUUCAGAAACUGAUGACUUGAAUUUAUUCAGCAUGACCACUUUGCCAGAUGGAACAGUGAUCUUGUGCUACAAAACCAAGGUUGUGGAAGACCCCAGGUACCAACAAGAAGGUUCAGAAAUCUGCAUAACUUCUGAUUCAACCAUCCCCACUGGCCAAGAUGUUAACAUUCAGCUGAGUCCUGAAAACAACACCUUCUUUGUAGCUCAGUAUUCUUUGUAUGGCAGCAACCUGCACCAGGAACUCGGAUUGACAAUAUCUGACAUGAAACUGAUGCAGCCUGAGGAACUGAUGGAUUCCCAUGUUGCUGCUUGGACUGAAAGAUUCAACAACUUUGUCAUUUCAGUGAAAGGGGAUUUAGAAAUGGCAAAAGUGGUCCAAGGAAGCAUUUAUUACCUCAUGUCCUCAACACCAAGUCAUAAUGAAUUCGUAGCCAGUGAGAGAUUUUUUGGCCUCAGCCCUGGAAGUCUGGCCUAUGGAGAUCGCAUGAUGGACUAUCAAGGACACAGCUUCUGGGAUACAGAGACUUGGAUGUUUCCAGCAUUCCUCCUCUUUGAUCCAUUGGCAGCCAAAGAAACCUUGAAUUACAGGGUAGCCAACUUGGCAGCAGCAAGAGACAGAGCUUUGGAAACAGGUUAUCUUUUAGCUAGAUUUCCUUGGGAGUCUGGAUUCACAGGGUCAGAGGUCACUCCUGACUGCUGUCCUGAUGUCAGGGACAAUGAACAGCACAUCACAGCAGACAUUGCCCUAGCAGCAAAGCAAUACAUUGACCUAACCCAGGACCUUGAGUGGUUGACUUCUCCACAGACCUCUACCCAAGAAACAGGUUGUGACCUUCUUCUGGAUAUCGGAAACUUCUGGCUUUCAAGAGUGCAACAGUUGGAUCAUCCGCCAGGAUCAUAUGGGAUACUUGGAGUCAUGCCCCCGGAUGAGGAUCAUUCGUUGGUGAACAAUUCUGUGUACACAAAUGUAGCUGCUGCUUCGGCACUACGUACAGCUAAAUACGCAGCUUGUUUGUGUGAUGCUGAAACAUCCGAUGGCUUCUUGGAGAGCUUGUCUGAAGUAGCUGAUAAUAUGUGGGUGCCAUUUGAUUCUGAACUUGGGUACCACCCGGAAUUCGACGGCUACGAAAUAGGGGAAGCAAUCAAGCAAGCAGAUGCUAUUUUACUGGGAUACCCUCUUGGACUGGAAAUGGACAGCGCAGUUAGAAGGAAGGACCUGGAAAUCUAUGAAGCAGCAGUGAGACCCACUGGACCAGCCAUGACAUGGUCUAUGCAUGCAGUUGGUUGGGCUGAACUAGGAGAAUGGGACAGAGCAGAAACCAUGUUUAACAAGAGCUAUCAGCUGUAUGUUAGGGAGCCUUUCAGGAUUUGGACAGAGGCUCAGGAUGGACUGGGUGCAAUCAACUUCAUUACUGGCAUGGGGGGAUUUCUCCAAGCUAUUCUUUUUGGUUAUGCUGGGAUCAGAAUCCAGACUGACAGGUUGUAUUUCAAUCCCCAUCUUCCGCCAGGGGUUACGGAACUUGAAUUACGCGGAGUGGCUUACAGAGGAAGUAGAUCGUCAAUCACCAUUGGCUCAAAUGGCAUAAUUUUCCAAGCAAAAGAGCUGUCUGAAUCUAAAACACUCUUUCUUCAGCAAUCAGACAUGGUAUUCAUCGUGGACGACUUUAACCUGAGAGUUGGACCUCUGGGACCCCAGCAACCCCCAGCGCCAGGUAGACCACAAGGACAAUUACCUAACAACAACAUGGUUCCUUCAGCACAACAGCACCAGCAGCCUGGAAUUGUGAACCCAGGUGGCUAUUCUGGAAAGAUGGUAUUACCUGGCACUCCUCCAGGCCAUUCCCAGCAAUUCCAGGUGCUGCUCAAUCCCCAGGAAGAAAUCCCGGUGAUGAAACCAGCGCAGCGUCAGCCGGAAGUCCCCAAGAAGCACCUCCGAAAGUCUUUUUUGCCGGAAUCGGACUUGUAA
This is a messenger RNA of Notodromas monacha, 3690 nucleotides long. NCBI's taxonomy places the organism in Eukaryota, Metazoa, Arthropoda, Ostracoda, Podocopida, Cyprididae. The record is from the annotation of a GenBank genome assembly.